CCCCACACAACUCAAGUCUUUUAACCUUUCAAGCUAUCCACUUAUUACGAAGCUAUUUCGUUCAGCCUUGCCCUGGCAAACUUUCCGGAUAAUUGUCAGCCUCGCCCAUUCGACCCUUCUAAUUCCUCCAGGAACCGCUUCCUCGCGACGAAUUCCUACAAUUACCGUACCUCGUCGGCCCGCACCAGUUGCUUCUAAAGACGUAGUAACUAGGGGCUUUAUACGCUAUACAGAACUACUCACGUACGCCGCAGCGCCUCGACCCCGUCCGCCCGUCCCUCCAAAAAACCGCCACAAGCUUCGGGAACCGUCGUUUUAGGUAUCGCAUGUCCGAGCGGCCCCAACGUUUGUAUUAAACUUAGUUUGGUUUUUUAUUUCAACUAUUUAAUUGUUACCUUACCUGGCCCUCUUUUCUCUUUCGGAACUCCUGCUUGCUGGUUACCUUAAAAGGGAAAUUAUCUACAAAAGGCCCACCUGGUAGAUAGACAGACAGACGGACAGACAGACGGAUAGACAGACGUUUACACAUACGUUAUACGCAAACCAUGUCGCAGACGCCCGUAAAGGUUCCCGCCUCGGCGGCCGCAUACACGCCCGCUACGCAGGACCAAGACCUGCGGUCGCAAAUCAACGCGCUUCUCAUACGGGAAGGCCACAUAAACAAAAUCCAAGAGCACUUCCUGCACUCCCUCAACGCGCACCCCUCCAACUGGCCCUCGGCCGUACAGUCGCACGCGCUGGCCCUCCUGCGCAGCGGCGACGUGACGACGUUCCCCGCGCUAGUCCGGCGUGUUCUCGAGGACGUGCGGCACGACACCGUCGCGGCUAGCGACGGCACCAAUAACAACAACAACAACACUUCCACCACCACUACUACCACCAACGGGAGCAAGACCAACGGCGCAAGCACCAAUACCAAUACCGCUACCGCUACCACCACCGACGGCAGUCUAGCCGUGCCCCAAGCCGUCGUCGACGCCGUCCUCAAAGUUGCGCGCGAGUGCCUCGAUACCGUAUGCGAAGUCGACGACGGUUCGACGGCCGGCUAGGAGGCGUGGCUGCGGUCGAGGACGAGUGAAGUAGCGAUGGCGAUGGAGGCCGCCCCGAGAGGAGAAAAAAGAAAGAAAGAAAGAAAGAACACCAAACAAGCAAACAAGUAAAGAAAGAGAGGAAUGAAUAACGACGCCCCGAUCGACACCUUGAUUGAUGCCUGAUACCUCGUUGGGUAGUCAAGCGGCCUCGUAUCGUAUCGUAUCGUUGUACUACCCGCCUAGUACGAAGGAGCUGUAAUUUACACAUACAAACAUACAUACAUACAUGCACGCUCCUCCAUCCGAGACCGUGUCCAUAUGCAUGUCCGAAUAGAAAGACCCCAGAGGCAGGAGUAGGAGUAGGAGUAGGGGGACAGGGGAGGGUGUGGUGUUUUUCUUCUUGCUACACGACUUACUACUACUUUUGCAAAUUUAUUUAUCAGAACAAGGCAUGGAGGGGCCGGAAAGGGAGCAUUGGCGUUAACAACUCGGGUUUGAUUUAUACUUAAGUGUACGAAGGAGGCGAGCAAGGGGAAUAUCUGGGGCACUUUUGAUGCCCUGGUCCGCAGCAAUGGUAGUUACUACUCAACCAUUUUCAACUAAAUCUCUUCGUGUA
This is a messenger RNA of Daldinia vernicosa, 1647 nucleotides long. RefSeq lists its product as uncharacterized. The record is from RefSeq and is a predicted model, not a curated record. The coding region runs from base 546 to 1049 and encodes 167 amino acids. NCBI's taxonomy places the organism in Eukaryota, Fungi, Ascomycota, Sordariomycetes, Xylariales, Hypoxylaceae. The transcript has 2 exons.